Boeremia exigua is the source of this 1753-nucleotide messenger RNA. Its product is annotated as cytochrome c peroxidase mitochondrial precursor. The transcript is spliced from 2 exons. The record is from RefSeq and is a predicted model, not a curated record. Gene Ontology annotation, molecular function: peroxidase activity; heme binding. NCBI's taxonomy places the organism in Eukaryota, Fungi, Ascomycota, Dothideomycetes, Pleosporales, Didymellaceae. Gene Ontology annotation, biological process: response to reactive oxygen species; hydrogen peroxide catabolic process; cellular response to oxidative stress. The coding region runs from base 359 to 1492 and encodes 377 amino acids.
GUCUGCGCGAUGUGGAAUCAGCGUCCCUGAUCGGUCGAUUGUGGCAGUAUUCUCCCCGACUUCUGCCACGACCUCGGAUACCGUAAUCACUGCAGUCCAGACGAUGCGCAAUCGCCGCGCUGCUGAUUGGCUGCUCGGCGUGCUGCUCCACUUCUUUAUCGCGUUUUCUAGAAGAUGUUGCCAUCUCUGCUGCGUCGGGUAACUUGUCCCUUAUAAGCUUCUGUGCCCUGUUUGCUUCAUCAUCACUUUCUUUGAUACCCCAGGCUUUCACUUUUCCUGCCAUUGAGCGCUGAGCCUACCUACUAUCCACUUCACAGCAAGCACAGGUAUCGGUGACUGAACCACCACCACCAACACAAUGGCGUCUGCCUCGCGAACCUUCUCCCGCGCUCUGCGCACCGCCGCUCCCUCCCUCCGCUCCACGACCACACGCUCGGCCCGCUUCGUUGCGCCCGCUCAGAAUGCCUUCCGCAGCAAGCAGUGGCAACGCAGUUAUGCCACUGGCAGCGAACAGCCCAAUGACAAGUACGAGGGCAAUCCGACCGGCAUGUUCGUCGGCGCCGGUGCUCUGCUGCUCGGUGUCGCUGGUUACGCCGCCUACACAUACAAGCCUGAGUUGCUCGGCCUCGAGGGCAAGCCCAAGGCUCCCUUCGUUCCCCGUUUCGAGAACUACCAGGAGGUCUACAACCACAUCGCGAAGCUGCUCGAAGAGCACGACGAGUAUGAUGACGGCAGCUACGGCCCCGUCCUGCUGCGUCUGGCGUGGCACGCCUCUGGAACCUACGACAAGCUCACUGGCACCGGUGGCUCCAACGGCGCCACGAUGCGCUUUGCUCCCGAGGGUGACCAUGGCGCCAACGCCGGCCUGAAGGCGGCCCGUGACUUCCUCGCGCCCGUCAAGGAGGCCUUUCCCUGGAUUACGUACUCGGACCUCUGGAUCCUCGCCGGCGUUACCGCGAUCCAAGAGAUGCAGGGCCCCAAGAUCCCCUACCGCGCCGGCCGCACCGACCGCGACGUGGCCUUCUGCACGCCGGACGGCCGCCUGCCCGACGCCUCCAAGGGCAGCAGCCACAUCCGCGCCAUCUUCGGCCGCAUGGGCUUCGACGACCGCGCCAUGGUUGCGCUGUCCGGCGCGCACGCUCUGGGCCGCUGCCACACCGACCGCUCCGGCUUCUCCGGGCCCUGGACCUUCAGCCCCACCACGCUGACCAACGACUACUUCAAGCUGCUGAUCGAGGAGAAGUGGGCGUACAAGAAGUGGAACGGCCCCAAGCAGUUCGAGGACGUCAAGACCAAGACCCUGAUGAUGCUGCCCACCGACAUGGAGAUUGUCAAGGACAAGAACUUCAGGAAGUACGCUGAGCUGUACGCCAAGGACAACGAUGCCUUCUUCAAGGACUUCUCCAGCGCUGUCGUCACGCUGUUCGAGCUUGGUGUGCCGUUCGAGCAGCCCGAGGACCAGAGGUGGGUCUUCAAGAGCUCGUUCGACUAAGCGUGUGCGAGUGUGAGGAGAGAAGAUGGACCGUAGAGGAUUUCAUUUCACGUCAAGAUAUCCAGUUAGAUAAACUAGACCGUUGUUUCAGGAGCUGAGGAGGAUAGUCGUGUCAUGAGCUGUAAAGAUACAAUCAAAGACGAGCGAGUUCUACUGUAUAUGACUGCACAUGACUGCAUAUGAACACCAGCUCGCACUGUGUACGUUGAUUGUGAUUUGUUUCUUCGAACAACAUAUGAUAUGUAGCGUAUGACGUACCGU